Telopea speciosissima is the source of this 554-nucleotide messenger RNA. RefSeq lists its product as uncharacterized. Bases 113 to 538 code for a protein of 141 amino acids. Gene Ontology annotation, cellular component: ribosome. Gene Ontology annotation, molecular function: structural constituent of ribosome. Gene Ontology annotation, biological process: translation. The record is from RefSeq and is a predicted model, not a curated record. The transcript is spliced from 4 exons. Lineage: Eukaryota; Viridiplantae; Streptophyta; Magnoliopsida; Proteales; Proteaceae.
AGCCCAAUCCCAAUGGAGGGGCGUACAUCUUCUAUUUUACUCUCCACGACCUACUGAACCCAGAAGCCUUGAGGAGAGGUUUUGCUUAAACCAUUUGUAAAAUACAGAAGAAAUGCAGAGAUGGUGUGGAAAGUUUCCAUUUUGGGCUCUUUCUUCUUCGCCAAAUCUUCCAUCAAUAUCAUCUUCUCGUCGUCUUCUUUAUUCCGCUCCGCAGUUUCGUGAGCCACUUUCAUUUCCUUUUACCGAAACUGCUUUAAAGACGUUCUUUGGUUAUGCUUCUUCAGGGGCUCUUCCUCCAUUGUUGGAUGUAGGGUUUCGAUCUUCAUCUACUCAUUUUUUGUUGAAUCAAAGGCGUUACUUUUCGUCGAAGGAGCGGAAGAGAAAACCUGUCACUCCUGUUACUUCCAAGUUGAAGAAAAUUAAAAUCAAAUCCUACUCAUCAUUCAAGCACAGAUUUAAAACAAUGAAUGAUGGUACGAUUCGGCGAUGGAGGGCAGGGAAACGACACAAUGCCCAUUUGAAGCCCAAGAAAUCAUGAAAUUCUUAGCUACCUG